AUGCGACAAGCCAUGCUGCGGACAUUUUCCCUUCUCACAAUACUGUUAAUCGUGAAUUAUGGCGAGAGUAUAUACCUUAUAUAUUACGGCUGCUCUACGGAAGGGAGGAGCACGAGGCAGAAGAUAUCGAUACAAUCUUUUAUCGAAGGUUGGAAGAUGUUUAUAUACAGACCGACGAUUCAAAAAAAAGCAGUACCGUGCUUUAAAAAGGUGUGCGGGUGGCGAAGUAAAGAAGUGCGGGGAGAAAAUAGUUCUCAACUAAACAUUAAGAGCUGGCUCGCUGGUGCAUACCUCGACGACCGGCGGAUCAAAAAAGCGAUUGCGAUAUAUAAGCGUGUGGUGGCAGUGCGGAGGGAGACUCUGGAUGAGAAGGAUCACUCUCGACUGGGAUCGGAGCACGCUCUUGCCAGUGCAUACCUUAAGGAUGGGCUCGCUCAAGAGGCUAUUGACCUUCUAAAACACGUCGUGUCAGUCGAAAGUCAACUCUACGCCGAAGACGAUCCUGAUCGGCAGAUCUCAAUAGACUUGCUUGGUGAUGCGCGUGCACAACUAGAAGCGGAAUGGGAAACGUCGGAGGAUGAUAGUGAAGUAUCAGGAUGCAGUCAAGACCUUGUACCGGACCGUGUGAUUGCGUCAUUGUAUCGAGAAAAAGGUGUUUCUUGUCGAGCUGGUGGUCGUUGCUGCCCGGACCCCCACACCGAUUUGGGUUUCCACACCAUCCCUCCAAGCCUGGGUCUCGUCCAGCGGCCCGCUCCUGCACGGUUUCGCAGUGUUCAUCAUCUUCUCGCUCUGAUCGAGGUUUCCGUGCCUGUAGCAAGGCCAUACGUGCAAUCUCCCUGUCUGGAGACCGCUGCUGGAAGUCCAGAAUAUGAUCGUUUCGAAAUCCUAACCGGUAGGCCAGGGAAGCAAAGCCGCAUAGGACGCUUUCGUCGGCUCUCUCUGGUCCGACAUUGGCCACACGCCAUUCCUCCGAGCUGGUCACGGGGCCGCCACCCAGGGUUGUUAUACACCCCACCCCACCACACCAUGGCGCUUGGUGGAUAAGGUGUAAAAUUAGUAUAGAAACCCGUCGUGUUUGUAAUACAUGGGCCAGUCUCGUGUAUGUGGUGUACAUCGGUGUACACGAAACCCCUGUAACACUAAUCCAGACAAAUGCGAUGUAUAAUCAUGUGGGCUCAGCAGCAUCAUCAUUAUUCAGCCACGAAGUAACUUGUUCAACGGCGUUAGUCCCCGCCAUGGAAGCCAAUCUCUGCCGCUCAUCGUCUUCUAAGACAGAUAGGAAAAAAGGAUUAAUAUCAGCAACGAGCCCCGAGCGGUACCACGAGCGCAAUACCAUACAGAUAGCAACGAUCACGACAUCCAACCUGUUGCGUAGUUGUGUGACCAUAUUCCUUGCCACCGAGAAUAAGCGCUCGCACUCUGCCGACAUUGACUGAACGGUAAAGAU
This is a messenger RNA of Truncatella angustata, 1447 nucleotides long. RefSeq lists its product as uncharacterized. Gene Ontology annotation, molecular function: protein binding. The record is from RefSeq and is a predicted model, not a curated record. Lineage: Eukaryota; Fungi; Ascomycota; Sordariomycetes; Amphisphaeriales; Sporocadaceae. The coding region runs from base 1 to 1044 and encodes 347 amino acids. The transcript has 2 exons.